Salvelinus sp. IW2-2015 is the source of this 2549-nucleotide messenger RNA. RefSeq lists its product as uncharacterized. The record is from RefSeq and is a predicted model, not a curated record. Gene Ontology annotation, cellular component: nucleoplasm. Gene Ontology annotation, biological process: regulation of transcription by RNA polymerase II. Lineage: Eukaryota; Metazoa; Chordata; Actinopteri; Salmoniformes; Salmonidae. Gene Ontology annotation, molecular function: DNA-binding transcription repressor activity, RNA polymerase II-specific; RNA polymerase II cis-regulatory region sequence-specific DNA binding.
CUUAACUACAAUGGAUUUAUGUUAUACUUGCAUAGUUUACCACCCGUACAGUAAGAAGCGGCAUGCACCUCUAACGAUUGUUUGCGGACAGCCAUAAUACCAUAGAAGAAGAACGAAACGUUCGCGAACUGCGCGUCACUGUGAACGGAAGUGAACAGUGACUAAGAACAAUUUCCACGUUAUCGUUUUUAUUGUUGUUAUUUAGACGCUUAUUAACACACUGGAUCUCAAAAUAUGAAUAAUUUAACUGCACAACAUCACAUACUUACCUCAGAUAUUCUUUAAUUCGUGUUGGAGACAGGACUUGGUUGAUAGUUAUCUAAUAGGUAACGCUAUCUAGCUGUUAGCUAACAAUGGCUAACUGUAUGGUUUUUCACACUCAAAUAGCCUCCAUCAUGGAGGUGUUAGCGAAUGCAGCAGUGACAGAGAUCUGUAAACUCGUAGACGACGACUAUGCAGUGCUUCGUUUGGAAAUUUCGCAAAGCCAGAAAGAAAACAGGGGAUUGCGGAGGAAACUACAACUAUUGGAACUAAAGGUGGCACGGGACCGCGCAGAUAGGACAAUUAGAGAGCGCGUCCUCGCCAGUCGUCCCAAUAGUGUCAAGAUACUUGACAGAUACAGAGGAAUGGCAAGAGGUGAAGGACAUCUCACUGGAGGCCACAGGAGCUUUGUGAAGCCAGCGGGACACAAUACAUGGAGAGAUGACCAACCAAUCACUGUUGAUGAGGGGAUUGGAACCUCAACACAGCACGUUAUUGUGAUAGAGUCUGGAGAUGCAGAGGCUGCAGGUCCUGGGGUCAAGCAGGAAAGGACUGAAGGAAAGGACCCAAGACACAACAGAGACAUCCAGACUGGAACAGCGGCUGGAGUGGCGCCCCCUGUAGCCACGGAGGACCUCCCCGCCGCCGCGCCCCAGGCCAGGCCCCGACGCAGCAUCACGGAGGAGGAAGAGGGUCCAGAGGUGCUACUGGUGAAGGAGGAGGGGUACGAAGAGGGUUUGGGGAACACUGAGGAGGAAAACCAGACUACACCUCCUCCUGAACCCACAGAGGAACCAGCUGAGCAGCACAGGACCACACACAGUCUCACUGAGUCAGUAGACAUGGAGGAUGGGAAGCCUGAUCUGCUGCUGGUCAAAGAGGAGACAAUAGAAGAUGAACCAGAGAGCAUUGAUCUGCUGAGUGGACUAAAGAUGGGGGAGCAAGGUGGUUGGCUGGAGGCAAAUAGAGGAGACUGGGAAGCCAUCUUGGAUUCCCAGACCCAGACGGGUGCAGCCAAGGGCCCAGGGGACAACGUCAUUGAGCAGGCCAGGACCAAAGGCGACAUAGUGGAGGUCAGUGGAUGGGACAGCGUCUUCAACUCUGGGCUGGGGAACAACAUUGUUUACCACAACCAGAAACAGACAAUCGAACACAAACCAACAACCGAACUUAGUCUCCAUGACAACAGACUUGCUGAGACCAGGGCGAGGCGUAGAUUUGGUCUGCGGGGACGGACAGAUUUCCAAAUGCGGCGGAAGAGAACUGACACAGAUUCGACUAGCGAUGCUCCGUCCUGCUCCUAUAGUUGUGAUUCAGAGAGACUGAUGACGCCUCAGGUUAACCCCCUAACAGGUGCUGCCUUCAGCUUGCCUUCUAUAGGAUCUAUCAACUGGAACAUGGACCCUGUGACAACACAGACACUCCCUGACCUUCGUCCUCCUCACACUCUCCUAAUGUUAAAUCAGACCUCAGACAAUGCCAGUGCCUCAACACUAAAUGGCUACACAAGCCCUUUGACAAAUGACAGUAGUAGUAAUUCUAUCAUCAGAUCUGGUGGCAAAGAGAAGCGCUUCCCGUGUUUGUUCUGUGGGAAAGCAUUCAGUUUCCCCAAACAGGUGGAGAUCCACCAGAGGAUGCACACAGGGGAGAAACCAUUCAGCUGUACCCAGUGUGAUAUGCGCUUCGCCCAGGCUGGUCACCUGAAGAGACACCAGAGGGUCCAUACAGGGGAGAAACCCUACAGCUGUCUCCAGUGUGAGCAGAGGUUCUCCCACCAGCACCAGCUGAAGAGGCACCUGAAGGUCCACACGGGCGAGAGGCCGUUCACCUGUACUCACUGUGGGAAGAGGUUUUCAGAGAAGAGCUACCUCAGGAUACACCAACAGAAAAUGCACACAACCAGUGUACAGUGACAUGUAAUGUUGUACUAGUUAGUUUGUAGUUAAUUCUAUUGGGUUUGGAUGUAUCGUAUGAUGAGGCAGAGUAGAUGAUAUGGUGAUGGUGUCUUUAAAAAUGCUUCACUGAUGAAGAGUGACAAACUUUGUCCCUAUAGGAUGAUACUGGUGAUACGUGUUUACUUGACAUAAAGUAGUGAAGCUUUGUGUGAUGUUGAACCUUUCCAAAGUAUUCUACAAUACAUUUUUUCAAAAUGAGGAAACCAGAUUUACAGAAAAAGUCAAGAGGAAAGUUAUUCUACUGGUCAUGUAUUGUUUUGUGCAAUAAAAGUACUGUACUUCAAAGUUGAGUGUAUGACCACUUUGUUGAAGUUAAAUACAAAACUGACUCUG